UUCAUUCUAAAAUGAUGCACAACAAUCCUUUGUAUCAAGUUUAGUUUACACAUCAGAAACCCUGCUUCUAGCACUCAGCUAGCGGAAAAUGGCCAUGAACCCGAGUUGGAGGCUUGUCAUUGCUGCAUUACUAGUGCUGGAAAUGUGGAGUUCUCAGGGCACAGCCCGUACACUGCCUGAUGCAGCAACGGUUCAGGAACAUGAGCAAUGGAUGGCACAAUUUGGACGUGUCUACAAAGAUGAAGCUGAGAAGUCCAAGAGAUUCAGAAUAUUCAAGGAAAAUGUGGAGUACAUCCGGUCAUUUAAUGAGGCUGCGGCUCGUCCUUACAGGCUUGCCAUAAACAAAUUUGCUGAUUUGACAAACGAGGAAUUUGUGGCAUCGCGAAAUGGAUACAAGAUGGGAUCUUACAUGAAGUCGACUAAGGUUUCAUCGUUCCGGUAUGCAAAUGUUAGUGCAGUUCCAGCCAGCAUGGACUGGAGACAGAAAGGAGCUGUUACUGGUGUCAAGGACCAGGGCCAAUGUGGAUGCUGCUGGGCAUUUUCAGCUGUUGCAGCCACUGAAGGAAUCAAUCAGCUGACAACAGGGAAACUGAUUUCUUUAUCUGAACAAGAACUUGUGGAUUGCGACACAAGUGAAGAUGAGGGCUGCAACGGUGGUCUCAUGGAUGAUGCAUUUGAGUUCAUUAUCAGUAACGGUGGCAUCACAACAGAAUCCAACUACCCUUACGAGGGAGUUGAUGGCACCUGCAACAGUAAGAAGGAAUCAUCCCAUGCAGCCAAGAUUACAGGGUACGAGGAUGUUCCGGCCAACAGUGAGCCUGCAUUGCUGAAAGCUGUGGCUAACCAACCAGUAUCCGUUGCCAUCGACGCUAGUGGAUCUGACUUCCAGUUCUACUCGAGCGGAGUUUUCACAGGAGAGUGUGGAACUGAGCUGGACCAUGGUGUCACUGCAGUUGGCUAUGGGAAAACUAGUGAUGGAACCAAGUACUGGCUGGUGAAGAACUCAUGGGGAAGUAGCUGGGGUGAGAAUGGAUAUAUUAGAAUGCAAAGGGAUAUUGAUGCUGCAGAAGGCCUCUGUGGCAUUGCCAUGCAAGCUUCUUACCCAACUGCUUAAAAUUCUUGAAACCUUGGAUUGUACAAGCUCCCAUGUUAAGACACUCCUGUCCUUAGAAUGUGUGUGUAUACAUACGUGUAAAUUACUUUUCGGUUCCAAGAAUUGCUUGCAAACAAAGGCCUCAAUAUCCAAAUUAUUCUAG
Molecule: messenger RNA, 1256 nt
Organism: Sesamum indicum (sesame)
Lineage: Eukaryota; Viridiplantae; Streptophyta; Magnoliopsida; Lamiales; Pedaliaceae
Product: senescence-specific cysteine protease SAG39
Biological process (GO): proteolysis
Molecular function (GO): cysteine-type peptidase activity
Source: RefSeq, a predicted model, not a curated record